AUGGCUUCCAAUCCGCGAGAUCCGAAUACGCUGAGUAACUACAACAAUUGGCGCUCCACUCACAUCACCGCCAACUUUGAUAUCUUGUUCGAUCAGAAGAAGCUUGCUGGAAAUGUUAUUCAUCAAUUCACUUCCAUCACCGAUGCUGUGUCACGCGAGAUCAUUCUAGACACCAGUUAUCUGGACAUUGGCUCCGUCAAGGUUGAUGGUCAACUUUCCAAGUGGGAGCUUCUCCCCACAUUGGAUCCAUACGGCACUCCGCUCAAGAUUAGUCUGGAGCAAGGGGUCAAGCUGAAUGGAACCAUUGAGGUGGAUAUUGCGGUGAAAACCACGGACAAGUGUACUGCCCUUCAAUGGUUGACCCCCGCCCAAACUUCCAACAAGAAACAUCCGUAUAUGUUUUCGCAAUGUCAGGCCAUCCACGCCCGGUCCAUUUUCCCUUGCCAAGACACACCAGAUGUUAAGAGCACUUUGGACUUUAACAUCUCCUCACCCUUGCCGGUCAUGACAAGUGGUCUUCCUAUUCAGUCUGACGAGACCUCGCAAUCGGGCCACAAACUCUACCGAUUCCACCAGUCGGUCCCGAUCCCCAGCUAUCUGUUCGCGAUUGCCAGCGGAGAUGUUGCUCAGGCUUCAAUCGGUCCUCGGAGUGUGGUAGCUACCAGUCCGGAUAAGUUAGACGAGUGCAGAUGGGAACUGGAAAACGACACUGAGACCUUUAUUAACACCAUUGAGAAAAUUGUCUCACCCUAUGUUUGGGGCCAGUACAACGUUUUGAUUUUACCCCCCAGCUUCCCUUACGGUGGCAUGGAGAACCCAAUCUUUACCUUUGCGACCCCUAGUAUCAUCUCAAAGGACCGUGAAAAUAUCGAUGUCAUUGCACACGAAUUGGCUCACAGCUGGAGUGGCAAUCUGGUGACCAAUGCCUCGUGGGAGCAUUUCUGGCUGAAUGAGGGUUGGACCGUAUAUUUGGAGCGACGUAUUCUGGCUGCAAUCCAUGGCGAGUCGUACCGUCAUUUCUCAGCUAUCAUCGGUUGGAAGGCGCUUACUGAUUCUGUGGACCACUUUGGCCAUGAUCAUGAGUUUACCAAGCUGAUUACUGAUCUGAAAGGUAAGGACCCGGAUGAUGCCUUCUCCAGCAUCCCCUACGAGAAGGGCUUCAACUUCUUGUUCUACCUUGAAAACCUUGUGGGCAAGCCAAAGUUUGACAAGUUCAUUCCUUACUACUUCACCACCUUCCAGCGCAAGUCCCUUGACUCGUAUGAGUUCAAGGCAAGCAUCUUGGGUUUCUUCGAGUCGGAUGCCGAGGCAUCCAAGCUGUUGAACGAGCUGGAUUGGGAUAAGUGGUUCUAUUCCCCUGGAAUGCCCCCCAAGCCGCAAUUCGAUACAUCCCUGGUGGAUGUUGUAUAUGCGCUGGCUGAGAAAUGGGAGACUCUCCCUAGCUCGUCGUUCAAGCCGCAGGCAAGCGAUCUCGACGGUCUGACGGCCAAUCAGAUUGUCGUAUUCCUUGAACAGAUCCUUCGAUGGGAGCAGCCUCUCCGUCCGGAGCUUUCCAAAUUGAUGGGAGAGGUCUACGGAUUGUCCAAGAGCGAGAACAUUGAGGUGUCCAACCUAUAUCUCCAGGUUGGCAUGAAGGCUGGUGAUGAGAGCGUCAUCGAACCAACCACCGAGCUGCUUGGCCGAAUUGGAAGAAUGAAAUUCGUUCGACCUCUGUACCGCAACCUUCAGAAGAUUAACCGUACAAUUGCCCUUGCAACCUUUGAGAAGUACAAGGACUUCUACCACCCUAUCUGCCGCGGUAUGGUUGAAAAAGACUUGUUUGGUAAGAAGGAAAACUAG
Penicillium verhagenii is the source of this 1839-nucleotide messenger RNA. RefSeq names its product bifunctional aminopeptidase/epoxide hydrolase. Lineage: Eukaryota; Fungi; Ascomycota; Eurotiomycetes; Eurotiales; Aspergillaceae. The transcript has 9 exons. Gene Ontology annotation, molecular function: aminopeptidase activity; metallopeptidase activity; epoxide hydrolase activity. Gene Ontology annotation, biological process: proteolysis. The record is from RefSeq and is a predicted model, not a curated record. Bases 1 to 1839 code for a protein of 612 amino acids. Gene Ontology annotation, cellular component: cytosol.